AUGGAACACGAAAAGUUCCCAGGUGAACAGAAGAGUUUAGUAAAUAAAAUUUAUGAUGACGAUGUGGAUGACGAGAUUGAUGAAGGCGUAGAAGACGACAUGGAUGAUUUGAAUGAUAUAAAUACUUCUGUGCUUCUAGACGACGAAGAGGAGGAGGAUAUGAAUCAAUAUAUAUUUCAAGAUGACGAAGAAGAGGAUGAUAUGGCUCUACGUCCUGAACAGUUAGAAAAGCUCGCAAAGUCGGAAAAAAUAAAAGAAUUUUUACGUGACGAUAAGUUACGAGAGAUCAUUCAUCAUAUAAAUUUUACUGCAAGGAGUGGCAAUGUUGAAGAUCUGCUAGAUGCUACCAAGAAAAAUGACGAAAUUUUUUUUAACUUUACAGAAGAAAUUUUGAAUACAGUGAUUGGACCGAAAACUUUCGCUGAUAUAUAG
This is a messenger RNA of Dentiscutata erythropus, 432 nucleotides long. The record is from the annotation of a GenBank genome assembly. NCBI's taxonomy places the organism in Eukaryota, Fungi, Glomeromycota, Glomeromycetes, Diversisporales, Gigasporaceae.